AUGUCCCUGGGAGACUUCCUAGGCGACCAAUCUCUGGGAUCAUGGGCUGACGAGAUGGAGGACGCGCCAAUGCCCCGUGGUGGUGGCUUUGGCGGCGCCAGCUACGGCGGCGCCAGCGACAGGCCUUCUUACGGCUCUGGCGGCGGAUUCGGCGCGGACCGCGCUGGCAGCUUCGCCGACCGCGGCUUCGCUACCCGCGAGCAGCUCCCUCUCCCCUCGAAGCCCCCGUACACUGCCCAUCUGGGCAACCUCUCCUUCGACGCUACCGAGGGUGACGUCAACGACUUCUUCGCUGGAUGCGAGGUCACCAGCGUGCGCAUCGUCGAGGACAAGCUGGACCGCAAGCCCAAGGGAUUCGGCUAUGUGGAGUUUGGCACGCUCGAUGGCCUGAAGAAGGCUCUUGACCUGUCCGGCACACAGUUCCAGGGCCGAAAUGUCCGGGUCAGCGUUGCCGAGCCCCCCAAGGACCGCCCUGAAGCCAGGGACAUUUCCGACUGGUCUCGCAAGGGCCCCCUCCCCGACCUCCCUAACCAGCGCCGUGGCCCCGAGCGCGGCUACAGCAGCCGUGGGUUCGAUGCUGGUGCAUCCGAUGCCGGCAGCGACCGCGGCGAGCGCAGGCGUCCCGCCUUCGAGAGUGACGGCAAGUCACGCGACUUCGGUAACUGGGAGCGCAAGGGCCCUCUUUCUCCCUCCACCGAGGCACCAAGAGAAGGCGGUAGGCGCUUCGACGGCCCCCGCGAGCCCCGCGAAGGUGGAUUCCGUGAGAGGCAGUCCCCAGCAUGGGGUGAGGGUCGCCCAGAAGGCGAGCGUGGACCUCCACGCCGCGAGUUCCAGCCUGCCGAGGGCAAGCCGCAGUACGAGAGGCAGCCCACUGCCGCAGAACAGGACAACCAGUGGAGGUCCAAGAUGCGCACCGACGUCACAUCGCCUACUGGAACCCCCGACGCCAGCACGCCCUCAUCUCCCGCUCCUCUUGCCAGCCGUCCUAAGCUGAACCUCGCCAAGCGAACAGUCUCUGAGGCGCCCGCUGCCUCGCUUGCGACUCCCUCCGACAAGCCAAACCCCUUUGGUGCCGCCCGUCCUAUUGACACAGCUGCCCGCGAGAGGGAGGUUGAGGAGAAGCAGAAGCAGGCCGCCCAGCAGAAGAAGGAGGCUGACGAGAAGGCCCGCGAGGAGAAGAAGGUCAAGGAGGCCGCCGCUAAGGAGGCUGCGUCCGCAAAGUCCACCGAGGAGUCCAAGGGUGAUGAAGUCCCCAAGACUGUUGAGAACCCAGAGGCUGAGGCCCAGGACGAGACUGCCAACGGCGAGAUUGCUGGCGACAAGGACGUCAAGCCCCAGGAGCCUGUUGUUGCCCCCAAGGACGGAGGAUCCUGGAGACGCAAGUCCAGCACACCUGCCGCCCCUGCCACCACAACCGAGACCAUGGACGACGAUGGCUGGAGCACUGUCACCAAGGCCCCCAAGAACGCCCGCAACAACCGUCGUGGAGGCGCUCCUGCCCGUGCCAUUGCCUCGUAA
Molecule: messenger RNA, 1518 nt
Organism: Macroventuria anomochaeta
Lineage: Eukaryota; Fungi; Ascomycota; Dothideomycetes; Pleosporales; Didymellaceae
Exons: 5
Coding region: 1-1518 (505 amino acids)
Molecular function (GO): RNA binding
Source: RefSeq, a predicted model, not a curated record